Messenger RNA from Topomyia yanbarensis, 2454 nucleotides. It is a transcript of the gene Herp, whose product is annotated as homocysteine-responsive endoplasmic reticulum-resident ubiquitin-like domain member 2 protein. The record is from RefSeq and is a predicted model, not a curated record. The transcript has 4 exons. Lineage: Eukaryota; Metazoa; Arthropoda; Insecta; Diptera; Culicidae. Gene Ontology annotation, molecular function: protein binding. Bases 10 to 1794 code for a protein of 594 amino acids. Gene Ontology annotation, biological process: endoplasmic reticulum unfolded protein response.
AGUUGCAUCAUGGAUAUCACACUGAUUGUGAAAGCCACGAACCAGCAGUUCGAUGACCAGACGAUCAAGUGCGAACCAACUUGGUCCAUCCGGCGACUUAAAGGGCACCUGACGGAAGUUCAUCCCGGUAAACCUAGUGCCGAUGAGCAAAAACUGAUCUACUCUGGCCAGCUACUGAGCGACAGCGUUAUACUCAAAGAUGUUUUGCGACACUACGACGGGCAACAGGCUUACACUGUGCAUUUAGUGUUCACACCGAAAAACAAUCGACAUCAAAAGGAAUCGGGUAGCUUCAGUGGUUGCAGCGCUAGUAGCAUUAUCAACAAUAACUCCAAGAACAUGUCCCCAAAGGCCCCAACGGAAGCUGGCAGUGCGUCGACAUCGUCCAAUGCAAGAAGGAGUAAUGAAUCAUCAGCAGUGCCAGAAAACGGUCCUAGUAGCUCAAUUGGGGCGGAUGGAUUACGACAGCGAAUUCUAGUGAGUGAGCCGAUUAGCAGUGCUGCUGGAUCGACUUCAAUACCUUCAAGCUCAAUGUCACCGAACACUGCUGACUACAUUAUGGGACAACAUCUGGCUAUGCAGAAUUGGAUGCAGCAAACGUACAUGCAAUAUCUCAACCAAUACAUGCAUGUGAUAUCAAAUGGACAAACCAAUCCGCAGACACUAUAUACCAGCACCCUAACAAAUCCACCUGCAACUAUCUCACCACAGCCAAAUCCCCAAAUGACACCGGUACUACCAAUACCGCCAGUCAACGCGAAUCCAAUCCUGGCGCAAACUCUACCGAAUCUGGCCUACUAUCCGUAUCUUUCCACGGUAAAUUCAUCACCAAUGCCGUCGGCCAGUAGCAUUCCAGCACCGAUCACAUCGAGUGGAACCAUUCCGACAAGCCCUGCUCAGCCCAGCGUUUCACCCAGUUCCUCUAGUCAAACGCCUGCACUCCCGAGCGCUGUCCGCACAUCAAUUCCAUCACAUCCAGUUGCAGGGCAAAGCACAGAAGGCUCGGCAACAUCAACUGCACCGUCAGCCCCUGGAUCGACCACCGUCGACGGUACAGCCGAAGCACAACCAGCCGCGGCAGCAGGUGCAGGCCAAGCUGCCGCCGCUGCAGGCGCUGCCCCAGCUCCGGCUCGAAGGUUCCCGAAUAUUGUGGUCGAGGAGCAGGAAAAUCGUGACUGGUUGGAUAUCUUCUUCAGCAUGUGCCGGGUGGGAAUUCUCAUGACCGUGGUAUAUUUGUACUCGUCACCGACGCGCUGCUUGACGGUGUUCUUCAUCGGGAUAUCGCUUUAUCUUUAUCAAAUUGGUUUCUUCCGCAACAACAACAACAAUACCGAUCGACUGGAACGCGCCCGUCAAAUAGUCGUGCAACAGAUCAAUAAUGCUCAUGGUAUUCGACCCAAUGCGGAUGCUCGACCACGAGUACCCGGCGCUGCAGUAGCUGCGGCCCCAGUUGCACCCGAUGCUAACACUGCUGCUAAUGGUCAAACCGCUCAAGUUCCUUCCCCGUCCGAUGAGACAGUGGACAAACCGAAAGUUGCACUAUCGGAGCAAGAUGCAAAUACUGCUGUCGGCUCGAGUACUGAAGCAGCUGUAGAACCAGGGAACAAACCUGCAUCGCCAGUAUCAGUGCCACAGAUGGAAGACUCUGUAGAACAGAAUCCCGUUGAAGCGGAGGAUCCGUCAAACGUCGUACAGGAAGCAAACAGGAUAAACUUGAACGAUGUUGCGGCCUUCUUGCGGACGCUAGUGUUGUCGUUCUUCACGUCGAUAAUUCCCGACACCCCCGCAGCUUAGAAAGCAAGUGCAGUAGGUUUAACUUACUGGGAUCAGCGAUGUUUUUGUUUCUCGAUAUAUAUUGUUUCCUACGGUACAGAGCAGUUGCUGACGUCGUGUACAUAAUAAUACAUCUGAACCCGCUGUGCGUUUAUCCUGUUCUAAUGUAUCCUUAUUUUUAAAAUAUACAGCUAUCAUCAGAUGACUUGCAAAGCUAGUUUGUUGCUUAAAGUUUUUUUUUCUAAUAUUCGUAAGACACACACACACACAUUAUUAUUGUAAGUGGAUAGAUUAACUUUUUAUACAUGCAAACCUCUAAAAGCAUCGCGAAAAAUUAUACACGAUCAACUAGCUAGCAGUGUUUAGGAACGAAUGUAGAAUUAGAUUUUGCAAACAAAACAGUAAUUUUACGUUGAAUCUUGCAACGAAAUCCUUUAGGGCGGGUCGAAGUUGUUCUUUGCAUUACAGUUAUUAUUUCGAGAAUCCGGCAACGUGAGCAUUUGCACUAGUUGAUUUUUUAAUAUUUUUCUGUUAGCUUGUCUAGGAUCGAGUGGUAAUAUAUGGUACAUGUAAGAAGGUAUUAUUGUGUAAAUUCUUCAAUGUAAAACAAAGUUGGAACAAUGUUAUCGAUUUAUAUGAUAAGCAAUGGAAAUACAAUUAUUUAUGUUCAUACUGGAAGGA